AUGGUGAUGGUGUCAAAUGGAACAGAUAAUAUUAGAGCUUGCAAAAAUCAAAAUUUCUUGGGUGUGACAAGUGAACAGAUUGCAGUAAUGGCAGCAUUUAUAGAAGCAUUUGAACGAGGUAGUCAGAAAGCAUAUUCACAUACUAAUGCUAUUCAGAUGGCCUGCAGAUUAUUUGCCGAUGAAGAAACAUUUGAUCGAGAAGAUGGUAAAAAUAAAUUCCAUCAUAAUAUUCUAUUUUAUAUCAGCCGAGGUGUAAUGUCAGAAUUAGGUGAAGCAAUUUCGGUCUUAAAUGCUGUGACUGAAAUUGUUUUAAAAGCGAAUAUUCGCGUAAAAAUUAACACCGUGGCAUUGAAUGAUGGUGAUGAAACACCCCUUUUUUGGUCGUAUGAAUUUUUGAAAAACAUUGCGGAAAUGAAUUUCACGAAAUAUCAGCAAUCACUUGACGGAAAGCUGAAGGCGGCCUUGAACAAAAUGAUAAUACCGGGAAAGAUGAUUUCAAUUGGAUCUAAUGAGCAUGCAACGUUAACAUUACGCCGAAUGUUUGAACUUCUUUCCAUUGAUAAUAAUGACGAACUGCUCACUCAUUCAUCGAAUGAAGAAUUAUUCUGGUCGUAUCCUUUUAGUGAAUAUCAGUCAACAUUGGUUUCUCUCUCAACUAGCUUCCGGAAAGAUAAUAAAUUGGCAGCUGUUAUUGGUAUGGAUUUGAAUUUGGAUAUAAUUGCUGAUGUUAUCAAAUAUAAUGAUUUGGUAGUUAUGGCACCAGCAAAAACUAAAUUACGGAUUUUUCUUUGUGAUUUGCAGGGUCGAGUUAUCAUCGCUUCUCAUAUGCGUAAAACAUCACCAUGGCCUUUGCAUAUCGGAACGUUGGAAGCUUGGUCAGAAAAAGAUCUAUGGCUUAGUGAACAUUUCUCAUUGGAAGAAAUCAGCGAAGGCUCAUUCGAAAUUAUAAAGGAAGAAGUGAUGGAGAAAAUAAAAUUAAAAUAUACAUGGAUGAGGCUAAAGAAAGCACCAUUUGUUGUUGUUAUGGCAAUGAAAGUUAGCAAAAUGGAGGUCAAAAUUUCAAUGCUUUUAAAAAAUUCAAAACAGGAAUAUGUGUUGGAUAAUCUUGUUUACCAUCGCCUCGAUAUUCAGAGAGAUUCAUCGCUUUCAUACUGCUCGCACUUCGGCUAUCUUUCUACUAUGAAAUUAGGCGGUGUUUAUCUGAGUCCAAGUUGUUUCACAGUUUCUUCCUUGCAGCGUCCACCAUCUCCACAGUGGAUUGCAAAUUAUUGGGUAUAUUUAGGUGAUCCAUUCGGUUUAAUUCGAAAUACGGGUAUUCGACUGAGUGUUCGUGAACAUGUCAAUGCACUGUCUGCUAUUAUACCAUAUUGGCGUGAUAAAACAACUAGUGAUUCACAUGAAUUUGUUUUGCGACGUUAUAUAGCCACUACACGAGGUGUUAUGAUCACUUAUCCAGCAACUGUGAUUCGUGACAAUUAUGAACCUGACUUGCAACCGUGGUAUGUACGUGCUAAUGAAUUUCUUGGAAGAAUUGUUGUGACAGGGCCAUUCUUGGAAGAUAAUGUUGGACAAGUUAAGCUUUUUUUAGGUCAAGCUGGAACUAUGCAUAAUUCCAACGAUCAAGUUUUUGCUGUCGUUGCUAUGGAUGUAACUACGGGAUUUUUCUCAAAAUUGUUGCGAAGCACGAUUAACGUUUGUAAAGAGAAUAAAUUUUUUAUAUGUUUUAAAAAACAAAAUGACAAUACACAUUUGAAUUCUCAAAUUUUUGAUAAUUAUCAGUCACGGCGUUGUGUUUUGUUCGAUGACCUGGGCAAUGUGAUUUCACGUGGAAUAGAAACGAUUGUGUCCAGUAAAAAAACUCGGUCUUAUGGAAGAAGCGUUUCGUGGAAUGCCGUCGAACGUUUCCAUAUUAGUUAUUUAGAGCCUCAGCUUGCAACAUAUUUAAUCACGAAAACAAAAUUUGUUCAAAAAAGGCAGUGUAUGCAAUGGGCUACUCGCUCAGUUGAACGUUUUUUCCGAUUCAAUAUUUCGUAUUCAGACGCUUUAACGAUUCCAUGUGAUGAUUCUAGCUCAGUACUAGGUAUGAAAUUGGGAAGUAUUCGUGCGGAAGUAAUCCCGGUGCCACACACGAAUUUGUUUCUUGCUCUUAUAAAUGAAAGUUGUGAGCCACAACACCCCAUUCAAGCAUUUUGUCCAUGUUCAGUUAGUGAUCGUCGUUGUCUUCUUUGCACACGUUUCGAUGAUGCUGAAUGUGAAUGUCCAUGUCAGUGUACAUUAAACUGUAAUGCACAAUGCGUAGCCAGUUCAUCAAAUGUUUCACUUUAUCGGAAAACUUCUUUUGUACCAAAUGUAGAAUGUUCAGAUCUAGAGGAAUGUCCGGCAAUGGCUACUAUCAUUCCAUUCAGUGCUAGGCCGUUACAGAAAACUGUACUGUCAGAAUGUAUCAGUAUCAAAUGUGAAAAUUAUAAAACGAUAGAUGAUUGUUUGGGUGUACUGGGAUGUCAGUGGUGUACAUUUGAUAGCGAUGGGCAAACGCUUCUUCUGAAUCCCUCUUGUGUCUCCACUGACCAAUGUUUCGGUGGUACAAAAGGAAGACGCAUCAGAGGUUUCUUGGAAAGUGAGUCGCAAUUGGCUGCACAGUGGUCAGUUGGUGCACCUGUUGGACCAGUUGCUGCUGGCAUAAUGAGUGUUUUCUUAAUUAUGGUUAUGGCUGUGUAUUGUUAUCGAAGUCAGGUUAAUCGUUUGGUGGAAGCGAAUUCGCUUAUGGAUUCAUAUGGUGUGCCAUUAUGUGGGAGAAAUUUUGAGGAUGAUGAUUUUCAGCUUGAUCAUGAUAUUUCUGGAGUUGUGAAAGAGAAAGCAGUUGCUUUGGUUCAGCUGACAUCAUUUGAAAGAAUGUCCAAUCCAUUGGCAACAGUUCGUCCACAGUACCGAGUUUCGCCACGCACUGAAUCAAGUGAUCAGGGUUAUUCUACAAUGACUGAUCGCAUGCAAGGUGAUGAAAGUGAAUGCGCCACUAGCAAUAUUAAUAUUUCGCAAGAGACCGGAAAAACGAUAUUAACAACAAUGGAUACAAAUGAAGAUGUUUGUUCUAUCAUUGUGACCACAGAAGCCGAUGUACAUCAGGCACCGCGAAAUUUGCUUAUGUCUUCGUAG
Molecule: messenger RNA, 3153 nt
Organism: Acanthocheilonema viteae
Lineage: Eukaryota; Metazoa; Nematoda; Chromadorea; Rhabditida; Onchocercidae
Source: the annotation of a GenBank genome assembly